This is a messenger RNA of Tyto alba (common barn owl), 1769 nucleotides long. It is a transcript of the gene SLC30A3, whose product is annotated as solute carrier family 30 member 3. The record is from RefSeq and is a predicted model, not a curated record. The transcript has 8 exons. Lineage: Eukaryota; Metazoa; Chordata; Aves; Strigiformes; Tytonidae. Gene Ontology annotation, molecular function: zinc ion transmembrane transporter activity. Gene Ontology annotation, cellular component: plasma membrane. Gene Ontology annotation, biological process: zinc ion transmembrane transport; response to zinc ion. Bases 59 to 1207 code for a protein of 382 amino acids.
GUGGGCGGGGCCGCGGCCGUCCCGGCGGCGGGUGCCCGCGGUGCCGCUCUCCCCCGCCAUGGAGCCCCCGACCGGCACCGGCACCGAGAGCGCCCGCCUGGUCAGCCCGCGGGCCGGCCGCGCCGACGGCAGCCUGCGCCUCAAGAGUCUGUUUGCAGGCACCCAGGACCCCCUGGCACCUCCAGCCCCCCCGGCUCCUCGCUGCCACUGCAGCCCCCUCACGCCCAGCCCUGGCCCGGGGAGGCUCCAGGCCCGCCGGCAGCUGAGCGUCGCCUGCACCGUCUGCUGCGUCUUCAUGGUCGGGGAGGUGAUAGGCGGGUACCUGGCACACAGCCUGGCCAUCAUGACGGACGCAGCUCACCUACUGACGGAUGUGGGCAGCAUGUCCGUCAGCCUCUUCUCCCUCUGGGUCUCCACCCGCCCACCCACCAAGACCAUGAGUUUCGGCUGGCACCGCUCAGAGACACUGGGUGCGCUGGCCUCUGUCCUCUCCAUCUGGGUCGUGACCGGAGCCCUCGUCUACCUGGCGGCCGCCCGCAUCGUCAGCAAUGACUACGAGAUCGAGGCGCGAGCCAUGCUGGCCACAUCCGCCAGCGCCGUCGGUGUCAACCUGGUCAUGGCCUACAUCCUGCACCAGUCCCCCGCGGGCCACGGCCACGGCGCAGGGGGCUACGAGCAGCUGGAGAGCACUGGGGGCUGCCUGCCCAGCCAUGCCCCCCUGCCUGGCAGCACCAGCGUCCGCGCGGCCUUCGUCCACGUGGUGGGUGACCUGCUGCAGAGCAUCGGUGUCCUCGUGGCUGCCACAAUCAUCUACUUCAAGCCUCAGUGCAAGAUCGCAGACCCCAUCAGCACCCUCUUCUUCUCAGUCUUUGUCCUCGGCUCCACCUUCACCAUCCUCAGGGAUGUCUUCAGAGUCCUCAUGGAAGGGACGCCCCGGGGCCUCGAGUUCGACGGGGUGAAGGAGGUGCUGCUGGGCGUGAGCGGGGUGAAGGGUGCCCACGACCUGCACCUCUGGGCCCUGACGCUGAGCCACCACGCCGUGUCGGUGCACGUGGCUGUCGAGGCCAGCGCCGACCCCGAGACGGUGCUGCGGGAAGCCACCACCCAGCUGCAGACCAAAUUCGGCUUUGCGUCCUGCACGGUGCAGGUGGAACGGUACCGGGAGGAGAUGGCAGCCUGCCGGCACUGCCAGGACCCCCGUGCCUGAGACCCUCACCCGCGGCGGAGCAGGGGGGGGCAGCGCAGGAGCGGGGCUGGUGCUUGGGCUCCUGUCCCUGCGCUGCACCCACCCCGCUGCUGCAGAGCCCCCGGGGGUGGGACAGCAUCUCAUCCCCGAGGAUGGGGACCGGUCCCAAAUGGGGAGGGGGAUCUCGCCCCACCGCACGGCCCCCACGGAUCCCUGUUGUCCCCUGCAGCAGAGGGGACGGGAGGGAGCUGCUGCAGGGCCCAUCCCCGGGGGAGGGUGGUGGAGCCCGGACCCGGCCUUAGCCCUAAACAGCUCCCACGCCCCACGACCCCAGGGGCUGUCCCACCGCCCCCAGAGCUGUGGCCUUGCAGCUCGGGGGGAUGGGGGGCUGCUGCUGCACCCCCAGCCCGGGGCUCAGCCCUGGCCUCGCUCUGGCCGGAGCCCCCCCUCCAUUCCCACCCUUGUGAGCCCGUGUCCGUUGCGCCUGUGGAGUGUCUGUCUGUCUGUCUGUCCGUCUCUCUGUGCAAGGAGCCCAGCGGGCGGUGGCAGAGCCCGCAGCUGCCAAUAAACGUGUUGGAGAGCA